UUGGUCCCGAGAUCGCAUGGCGCGCGCGCUGGGGCCCGAGCGGCGGCUCCUGGCCGUCUACACCGGCGGCACUAUCGGCAUGCGGAGCGAGCACGGCGUGCUUGUCCCUGGGAGUGGCCUAGCCGCUGUCUUGAGGACACUGCCCAUGUUCCAUGAUGAAGAGCACGCCCGGGCCUGUGGCCUUCCUGAGGACACGCUGGUGCUGCCGCCCGCCAGCCCCGCGCAGAGAGUCACUUACACGGUGCUGGAGUGCCAGCCCCUCUUUGACUCCAGUGACAUGACCAUCACUGAGUGGGUUCAGAUUGCCCAGACCAUCGAGAGACACUAUGGGCAGUACGACGGCUUUGUGGUCAUCCACGGCACGGACACCAUGGCCUUUGCAGCCUCUGUGCUCUCCUUCGUGCUGGAGAACCUGCAGAAAACCGUCAUCCUCACUGGCGCCCAGGUGCCCAUCCAUGCCCUGUGGAAUGAUGGCCGGGAGAACCUGCUGGGGGCCUUGCUCAUGGCCAGCCAGUACGUGAUCCCUGAGGUCUGCCUGUUCUUCCAGAAUCAGCUGUUUCGGGGCAACCGAGUGACCAAGGUGGACUCGCGCAGGUUCGCGGCCUUCUGCUCCCCCAACCUGCCCCCUCUGGCCGUUGUGGGUACCGACGUCACAAUCAACCGGGAGCUGGUGAGGAAGGCCCGAGGGAAGGAUCCGCUGGUGGUGCACAGCAGCAUGGAACGGGACGUGGGCCUGCUGCGCCUCUACCCCGGGAUCCCCGCGGCGCUGGUCCGGGCCUUCCUUCAGCCGCCCCUGAAGGGCGUGGUCAUGGAGACCUUCGGCUCGGGGAACGGGCCCACCAAGCUGGACCUGCUGCGGGAGCUCCAGGCCGCAGCCGAGCGGGGCCUCGUCAUCGUCAACUGCACUCACUGCUUGCAGGGCUCCGUGACCUCUGACUACGCAGCUGGCAUGGCCAUGGCAGGAGCGGGCAUUGUCUCCGGCUUCGACAUGACAUCGGAGGCCGCCCUGGCCAAGCUGUCCUAUGUGCUGGGCCAGCCUGGGCUGAGCCUGGACGGCAAGAAGGAGCUGCUGGCCAGGGACCUUCGGGGGGAGAUGACGCUGCCCACCGGGGCCGAGCACCGGCCUUCACUGAGUUGCAGUGCGCUGGGCCGGGGGAUUGCCCAGCUCCUCACUCUGAGCCAGGAGGCCGAUGCCGUACGGGAUGCUCUGAUGCCGAGCCUGGCCUGUGCUGCGGCCCACGCGGGCAACCUGGAGGUGUUGCAGGUGCUUGUGGAGCUGGGCAGUGACCUGAGCCUAGAGAACUUUAACGGUCAAACUCCUCUGCACGCGGCCGCCCGGGGAGGCCAGGCCGGGGCGGUCAGCAUGCUGCUGCGGGGAGGGGUGCACGUGGGCCCCCGGGACGAGGACGGACUGAGCCCGCUGCUGCUGGCCGUGAAGGGCAGGCAUCGGGGUGUCAUUGAGCUGCUGAGGGCAGCUGGGGCCUGCCUGUCCCCCCGGGAGCUGGAGGACGUGGGGACAGAGCUGUGCAGGCUGGCGUCCAGAGCAGACCUUGAUGGCCUUCAGUCAUGGUGGCAGGCGGGGGCUGACCUGGGCUGCCCGGGCUACGACGGGCGCAGUGCCCUGCUUGUUGCAGAAGCAGCUGGGAACCUGGAAGUGGUGACCUUUCUGCAGAAGCUCCAGGGUGGGGCUGGUGCACAGGCCCCAGGCCCAGCCACUCUGUGACACACCUCACAGCACUGGAAGGCCCCAGCUACGGCCAAGAGGUUCCUUGAGCCUGGAGGGGCCCUCAGAUCCCUCUCCUGCGUGUACCUGCCCAUGCUGCCCCACCCCACGGGGCCAGCUCCCCGCAUGGGGACCCACUGGGCCGGGUGCUCCCCCACUGCCUCCCAGGGCAGGUGGGCCAGGUCCCCAGCUCACAUCUCCUUCCCCCACUCCCAUCAUCUGGCUGUCCAGAAGACUCUCCAGUCUGGCUGGAUUUGCUCAGGUCCUUGGGUGCCUCCCUAGGAAAGGCUGGGCCCCACUGGUGAGGUGCCCGGGCUUGCCUGUCUGCCCUUCCCUCAUACACCACCAGUGCCACAGGAGAGAGGUCUCUUGGGAGACGUCCUAUUUUCAGGAAGUGCUGCCUGGUGUCUAACCUGAAGCCGUCCUGCUGCAGCGUAAAUGUGACCUGAUGGAGGGACCGCAGGCACCCCAUGGCUCUGACUGCGAUGUGCCCCCGCUGCUGGGACUGCUUCCCUCUGUUUCCGAGACUCAGCCUGAAGGUUUUGUUGGGCAGAGUGGCAAUAAAAUCUCUCUG
This is a messenger RNA of Zalophus californianus (California sea lion), 2297 nucleotides long. RefSeq names its product asparaginase (gene ASPG). Bases 17 to 1723 code for a protein of 568 amino acids. The record is from RefSeq and is a predicted model, not a curated record. Gene Ontology annotation, biological process: amino acid metabolic process. NCBI's taxonomy places the organism in Eukaryota, Metazoa, Chordata, Mammalia, Carnivora, Otariidae. The transcript has 16 exons. Gene Ontology annotation, molecular function: asparaginase activity; protein binding.